GGGCACAGGUGGGUGGCACUGGUGGGCACAAGUGGGUGGGCACAGGUGGGUGGCACUGCUGGGCACAGGUGGGUGGCACUGCUGGGCACAGGUGGGUGGCACUUCUGGGCACAGGUAGGUGGCACUGCAGAGUGGCACAGGUGGGUGCACUGCUGGGCACAGGUGGGCGGAACUUGCGGGCGGCACUGCUGGGCACCGAUCAUCAGGGCACUGAUCAUCAGUGCCCUGAUGAUCGGUGCCGAUCCCCACUCUGACAACUGCCGGUUCUCGGCAGUACUUUCCUCACGAUCUGACAACGUGAGGAAAGUGCAGCCGAGAACCGGCACUUGC
This is a messenger RNA of Staurois parvus, 330 nucleotides long. NCBI's taxonomy places the organism in Eukaryota, Metazoa, Chordata, Amphibia, Anura, Ranidae. The record is from the annotation of a GenBank genome assembly.